CUCCAAUAGCGGGUAAUAUCUGCUUCUAGAGUUUACUUGCAGCAGAAGAAAGUAAUAAAGGUUUGUCUAACUCGAGAGACAGAUGACAGAGAAGGAUCUUCUUUAUGAUACAAUACUUGCUCGUAGCUUUAGCAAAAACGAGCAGAAGAGACUUGGCUAUGGAGCUUUCGUUGCCUCUCUUCUCUUCGUCUUCACUCUUUGCACCGUCUUUAAACCUUAUCUAAGCCCUUUGCCAACCGUGGAAUUGCAAUUACCAGUGAAUGCUGGUCUUAGGAUGCUGAGAAUAACUGAAACGCAGAAACCUCAAGCGUCAAGGAGCAGCAGCAAUGCAACAUAUGGAGAUUCCGCGAAUCUAACUAUCCCUACGGAUCAAAUUAACAUUACAUCAAAUGCAACCACUCCUCACAAACUAAUCAGUUCUGAAAAUCAUGAGCUUAGUGUCUUCAAGAACACAAGCUUGCCCAAGAAUCAUCUUGAUUCGUUUAACUCUACUACUAACACUACAAUCUCCAAAGAACAAGUUGUUACAGAAGGAAAUAAAUUGGAGAAAACAAUGAAACCUAUUUGUAAGAAGCUAGCAAGAACGAAGAUAUGCGAAAUAAACGGCGACGUAAGAGUCCACGGUAAAUCCGCGACGAUUCACGCAGCGAUCACGUUUGCGUUUUCGGGGAAUUCCACGUGGCAUAUUAAACCUUACGCGAGAAAAGGUGACGUGGCGGCGAUGGAACGCGUGAGAGAAUGGACGGUGAAACUGGAACAAAACGCUAAUUUAUCGCGUUGCGUUAGGAAUCACAGCGUUCCGGCGAUACUUUUCUCUCUCGGAGGCUACUCGAUGAACAACUUCCACGAUUUCACCGACAUCGUGAUUCCUCUGUACACGACGGCGCGUAGAUUCAACGGCGAAGUUCAGUUCCUCGUGACGAACAAGAAUCAACCGUGGAUCAACAAAUUCAAAGGGAUACUGAAGAAUCUCUCGAACUACGAGCUCAUUUACAUCGACGAAGAAGAUGAAACGCACUGUUUCAGUAGCGUCACCGCCGGUCUCAACCGCCACCGUGAGUAUUACAAAGAGCUAACGAUCGAUCCUUCGGAUUCCGAGUAUUCGAUGUCCGAUUUCAGAAAAUUCCUUAGAGACUCGUACUCGUUGCGCAACGCCGCCGCGAGGCCCGUGACUACGAGGAGGAAUCAGCGGCGGAGGCCGCGGAUGCUGAUUUUGGCGAGGGGGAGAUCGCGAGCGUUCACGAACGCCGGCGCGAUCGCCAGAGCGGCGAAGCAAAUCGGAUUCAAAGUCGUGGUGGCGGAAGCGAACGCAGACGUGGCGAGUUUCGCCCAAACCGUUAAUUCGUGCGACGUUAUGCUCGGCGUUCACGGCGCGGGGCUCACGAACAUGGUGUUCUUGCCGGAGAACGCCGUCGUGGUUCAGAUUCUUCCGAUCGGGGGAUUCGAGUGGCUCGCGAAGACGGAUUUCGAGGAGCCUUCGAAGGGGAUGAAUCUGAGGUAUUUAGAGUACAAGAUCGCGGCGGAGGAGAGCACGCUUUUGCGGCGGUACGGACGCGAUCACGAGGUCGUGAGAGAUCCAUCGGCGGUUGGGAAACGCGGGUGGGAAAUGUUCCAGUCGGUUUAUUUGGUACAGCAGAACGUGAGUGUAGAUAUUAACCGGUUCAGACCGGUUCUUGUCAAGGCUUUUGAGCUAGUGCAGAUGCAGUCCGUGUAAAAAUCAAUAUUUACUGCAUUUCUGCAUACUGUAAAUUCUUGUAGUCGGAUCAGAAUAUUUAUCAUCAGACGCCAAUUUUUAUUGAUCUCAAAUUCACUUUAUGAAAAAAAAAAAUCAGAAUUGGUCAAAUAAAAGCAUAGCCAUGGUCAGAGCCGGUCAGGUUUCGGGAACCCUAUUCAAAAAAAAAAUAUUUUAAAAAUUAAUAAUAUUUUUAUUAAUUUUUAUUUUAGCAAAACUUAGUUUGAAUUAUGUAUUGUAUUGUUUAUCAAAAAAAUUUAUUCAGAAACAUUAUAAGAUAAUAAGAAUAUUAUAUUAUAUUUAUUUAUUUUUAUUUAUUUUAAAUUAUAAUAAAAAAAGACCUGUUACUUUCAGUUAAAUUAUGCAUAAUAUAAAUGUAUUUUUGUUUAUUUUUAAUUCAAUAUUCACGUUUAAAUAUAAAUAUAUAUGAAUAUAUACGUAUAAAUAUUUUUUUUUUGUAAAAUGGGGGCCCCACAAAAAUGGGGGCCCCAUUCAAAUGUUUCGUGGGUGUAUGCUCAAGCCCGGCUCUGGCCAUGGUGUUUCUAUACACAAACAUGUUCGUGUUAUAUUGAACUAUACUACUGAGAAGAUUACAUUGUAUAUUGACCUUAUAAAUAAUCAGGAUAUUAUACUAGCUAUACGUAUUCUGGUAAUCUGUACGAUCAUUCAAAUUCAAAUAUUUUUAGCACAAGGAAAUGAAAUUCAACCUUUUCAUUAGUUUGAUAUUACCUAAUACCUACUAUCAAUUAAAGUCAAAGGUUUGUUUUACAAUUACAUCAUAGACAUGGAUCAGGAUCACACUUAUAUAAGCUCCAAGAUUCAUGUAUAAAA
Brassica rapa (field mustard) is the source of this 2563-nucleotide messenger RNA. Its product is annotated as beta-1,2-xylosyltransferase XYXT1-like. Lineage: Eukaryota; Viridiplantae; Streptophyta; Magnoliopsida; Brassicales; Brassicaceae. Gene Ontology annotation, molecular function: glycosyltransferase activity. The record is from RefSeq and is a predicted model, not a curated record.